AUGGAGCGGCCGGGGGAGGGCGGCGAGAUGGCGGCGGCGGCGCUGCGGGCCGCUAAGCGGGCGCUGCGAGGGGAGCUGCGGCAGCGGCUGCGGGCGCUGGGCGCGGCGGAGAAGCAGCGCCAGUCCCGCCUGCUGAGUCGCAAGGUGAUUGGCCAUCCCAAGUACCAAGAAUCCAAAAGAAUUGCAAUCUUCCUGAGCAUGCCGGAUGAAAUCCAGACAGAAGAAAUCAUUAAUGACAUUUUUAAGCAAGGCAAAGAGUGUUUCAUCCCACGUUACAAGCCUCACAGCAAUCACAUGGACAUGCUGAAGUUAUCAUCAGCUGAAGACAUUUCUUCACUUGCUUUGACAUCCUGGAAUAUUCUUCAGCCUAGUGAUGAUGACAGUGCAAGAGAGGAGGCUCUUGCUGGUGGAGGUCUUGACCUUAUCUUCAUGCCAGGCCUUGGGUUUGACAAAAAAGGCAACAGAUUGGGAAGAGGCAGAGGAUAUUAUGAUACGUAUCUUGAAAGAUGUAUGAAACAUCCCAGUGGAAAGCCUUACACGAUUGCCUUGGCUUUUAGGGAACAGAUUUGUGAAUCAGUGCCUGUGGCAGAAAAUGAUGUCCAAGUAGAUGAAAUCCUUUAUGAAGACUGCUGAAAGUAUCUUGAUACCAACCCACCUUCAGAGUGACCGACCAAAGUUGUCAGAUCCAUCAAUCAUGAUUUUUUUAAUAGUCAUGUAUGACUUCGGGAGCAAUAAAAUACACUACUUGUGUUUGAACAAAAAUCGCCAUUGUAAAUGUGGUAAUAGUAGUGAGGAUUGCAUUGAUUUGCUUCUAAUUAGCAAAUAGCUGGUCUGAAUUCUUAUUCUAGAAUCAAUACAAACAAGAAUGUGUGACUGUUUAUCACAGUAAGGACCAUUUCUUCUCAUCAUACUUUUGAGGAACAAGCUACUUGAUACUUAACAAUUUUAUUAUUCCAGUUUAAAAGUGAACUGUCUACUAAUGACAGUUCUUGAUCCAUUCUGGAAUUAGAUACUUGUUAGGGUAAAAGUUCUUAGUACUUAAAUAUUAUGUGCAUCCAUGAGCAAAACAAGACACUGCCAGAUAAGUCCUAUAGUAAUCUGGGCAAAAAAUGCUGAUUGGAAAAAAGCCUUAAUUGAUUUUAGUGUAUACAAUAAUUUUGACUGUUUACUUGGCUCCUUGAAGUUGUCUUAAAAUAAAGGGAAUAUCUGUUAAUAAAAAAAGGUUC
Gymnogyps californianus (California condor) is the source of this 1226-nucleotide messenger RNA. RefSeq names its product methenyltetrahydrofolate synthetase (gene MTHFS). Gene Ontology annotation, molecular function: 5-formyltetrahydrofolate cyclo-ligase activity. The record is from RefSeq and is a predicted model, not a curated record. The transcript is spliced from 3 exons. Bases 1 to 633 code for a protein of 210 amino acids. Lineage: Eukaryota; Metazoa; Chordata; Aves; Accipitriformes; Cathartidae. Gene Ontology annotation, biological process: tetrahydrofolate interconversion; folic acid-containing compound biosynthetic process. Gene Ontology annotation, cellular component: mitochondrion.